CGUGUCAUGGUAGUUAAGAGAAGAGCAAGCGCGUGUCGUGCCUGAAAUUUGUCAACAAACGCUUAUCAAUUACUUUAACAAUUAGCUGUGCAGACAUUACUGAUCCACGGUUAUCAGUGAUAUCUUUCCCUGACUUAGGAAGGCAACGGACUUGAUACAUCCUCAGGUGAAAUGGAGGCCAAGACAUGGCCUCCAUUUAAUUUGCGGAAAUUGGUCACGGGACUCUCAGCGGUUCCAAAGCCUAUUGUCAUCGAUCGUUCCGCGGCCAUGAAGAGAACUCUGGAAAGCGGCGACGAAAACUCAAUGGAAGGGGAGCCGUCUGAAAAAAAGGAUAGGAUCGUCAACGGCGAUGAGUCUCCCUGCAAGUCGAAAACCGCGGUCGUAGACCUCCUAUUUCUGCAAAGCAUGCAUCCGCAGAUGGACAAAAUGGAGAUUCAGGACGUUCUCGUGCAGAACGAUUGGAACCCCGCCAAGGCAGGCCGAGUACUAAAAGCGAGGAGCGAGGAGCGGAACAAAAAGAAACCUUGCGGAGAGGACAAAGAAUCAGACGAUGAGCAACCUCCAAAGACAUACCGGCGGAUAAAGAAGGCGUCCCCCACGAGGACCAAGUCCAAGGAGGACUACCGGGAGCAUGAGGCACUCUUUGCUAAGAUGUGCAAGACGUUCCCUCUGCGCGAUCGCAUGUUCAUCCAGCAGUGCCUUGUGCAGGCCAAGUGGAGCGAGGAGACAGCCGCCAACAUGAUCCGCGCUGGCCCCAAGAAUGCACGUCCGGUGCUGCUGACUGACGAAGAAAAGGAGCUGGUGUUGAAGCAGCAGCAGUUUGACGCUGAGCAGAAAAAAAUUGAAGAUGCCAGUGAAUUCGCGCGGAAGAGACAGGAGAUCAGUAAGGCCAUCAACGCCUCCUUCAAGAACAUCACCAGCGUCAGGUUGCAGGCUGAGGAGGAGGAGGAGAAGGUGGACCCUGGCUACCGUCAAGACGUCAAGAAGCGCAUUCUUGACCUGCUGAAGACUGGAACCCUGGAGGAAUUAGCUGCCCUGCCAGGUUUCUCAAAGAAAAAGGCUGAGCAGGUGAUGAAGGUGAAGCCAUUUUGCAUGUGGAGCGAGAUCCGUGGCAAGCUAGAUCGCGCGAUAGCAAGUGCAUUGAUUGACGCCGCCGAGGAAAUGUUCCGGGUCAGGGAUGACGUCACUGACCUGAUGCAGCGCUGCACCAAGCUUUCUAAGCAGAUGGCCGGCAAGGUGCGGCAAAUCGUGUCCUCCAACGCGUCUGACCUAGCCGAGCAGCCGAAAUCGCUGGGUGGCUCCGACCUCAAGCUGGCGCCCUACCAGCUUGUUGGACUCAACUGGCUCAUCCUGCUGCACAAACACGGCAUCAAUGGAAUACUCGCUGAUGAAAUGGGUCUUGGAAAGACAAUUCAGGUCAUCUCAUUCCUAGCAUACCUCAAAGAGCAAGGACUGAAGAAAGGCGUGCACACAAUUGUUGUGCCAGCGUCAACCCUUGACAACUGGUCCAACGAGCUUACUCGUUGGUGUCCCGAGCUUAAAGUAAUUUACUACUCAGGAAGUCAGGAAGAGCGCAAGCAGAUCCGCCUGUGGUGGAAAAACGAGAAGAAUAAAGCUGAGGUGGAGUCUUACGACAUUAUCCUCACCACUUACAACCAAAUCAACAGCAGCAAGCAAGACAGGGCCUUCUACCGCACCAUUAAAUUGCAUUACAUUAUUUUUGAUGAGGCGCACAUGCUGAAAAACAUGGCCACGCAGAGAUACACCUCGUUGAUGCAGAUCAGGGCUGACCGACGCAUUCUGUUGACCGGCACACCACUGCAGAACAAUUUGAUUGAACUGAUGUCUUUGCUGAUUUUCGUCAUGCCUCAGAUGCUUGGAGAGAUGCAGGAAGAACUUGUCACACUGUUUAAAAUGGCCAAUAGAGCUGAGGGUUGCAAUGAAUUUGAGAAGAAGAAAAUCGAACAGGCCAAAAAAAUCAUGGAGCCGUUUGUGCUGAGGCGUCUUAAGAGAGACGUGCUGAAGGACCUGGCUGCUAAAACGAGCCACAUCCUCAACGUGGAUCUGCUUCUGCACCAAAGAGCUCUCUACAAGGAUCUCGUCACUGAGUUCUUUUCAAGCGCGACGGAAGAGGACACUCCUCCACCAUCAGAGGCUCAGUCUGAGAACGGAGACGUCGACCCUGACCAGCCAGAGCCAGAGGACACGGCGAGCAGCCAGGGCGGCAGCACCCUUGGUGGCAGCAUGGGCAUGAUGAUGCAGCUGCGUAGGGCCGCCAAUCACCCGGCCCUGCUGCGGCACGAAUACACGGAACGCAAGAUCAAGGCUAUAGCAAAGAAGCUGCAGAAGGAUAAGACUUACAAGGAGAACCGCGAGGCUUCCAUCCAGAUGGACUUGAGGGAGAUGUCCGACCACCAGAUCCACAUGCUUUGCAGGCAGCACCCCUGCAUUGAAAACUACGCGCUGUCCAACGACGUCAUCGUCAACUCAGGCAAGUUCCACGAGUUGGAUCGACUGCUGCCCCAACUGCAUGAGGCAGGCCACCGCUUGCUGAUGUUUAGCCAGUUCACGCAGAUGAUGGACAUCCUGGAGGACUACCUCUCCAUCAGGGGCUUCCGCUACUUCAGACUGGAUGGACAGACGCCAGUGCACGAACGCCAGAGCAUGGUCGACGAGUUCAAUCAGGACCAGACUGUCUUCAUCUUCAUGCUGUCCACCAGGGCGGGCGGCCUGGGGAUCAACCUGACCGCUGCCGACACCGUUAUAAUCCAUGACAUAGAUCUCAAUCCGUACAAUGACAAGCAGGCUGAGGACCGGUGCCACAGAGUCGGUCAAACCCGGCCUGUGACCAUCUACAAAAUGGUGGCCAAAGACACGAUCGAGGACGCAAUGUACACGGUCGCGCAGCACAAGCUCAAUUUGGAACAGGAAAUAUCUGGAGGAUCGUCUGGUGGCAAGCAGAACGAAAAAAAGCUGUAUCACUUACUUAAAGAGGCGUUGAUGGCGUCAAAUGAGACUUCACAAUAAACUGCUUAUUCACAAUGUGAUUGAUAUUGAUGCAUGGAAUGUAAUUGCUGUAGUGUACUGCCGUGUAAUGAAUCACAGUUACAAUUUCCUAUUCUUUUCAAUCUAUGAUUGUGAUAACUCACCACAAUUCAACUGCAAAGGACUCUGUUGAUCAAUAAUUUUUACUUAAACCUUACGCUAUCAGUGCGCUUUGAUGAUUUUAAGAACCAAUUGUGUAUUUUUUUGUAAUAUCCAAUUAGUUUUCAAUUCAGUGUCACUUCAAUUUGAAUAUUAUAAUAAAAAGUAAUUUAUCUGUAAAA
Cloeon dipterum is the source of this 3326-nucleotide messenger RNA. Its product is annotated as SWI/SNF-related matrix-associated actin-dependent regulator of chromatin subfamily A containing DEAD/H box 1 homolog. Gene Ontology annotation, cellular component: nucleus. Lineage: Eukaryota; Metazoa; Arthropoda; Insecta; Ephemeroptera; Baetidae. The coding region runs from base 172 to 3027 and encodes 951 amino acids. The record is from RefSeq and is a predicted model, not a curated record. The transcript has 5 exons. Gene Ontology annotation, molecular function: ATP-dependent chromatin remodeler activity; DNA binding; ATP binding.